Aedes albopictus (Asian tiger mosquito) is the source of this 1744-nucleotide messenger RNA. RefSeq lists its product as uncharacterized. Bases 403 to 1692 code for a protein of 429 amino acids. The transcript is spliced from 4 exons. Lineage: Eukaryota; Metazoa; Arthropoda; Insecta; Diptera; Culicidae. The record is from RefSeq and is a predicted model, not a curated record.
CCGGGGAGAAUUUUCAGUCCAUUCACGGAGUCGUUCGCGAGAAGUUUAUUUCGAUUCGCGGGAAAGAGUUUUGACUCGGUGUGAAAACCCACCCUCGUCGCUGUUCGGUUGGAUAGUGCUUCUAGAUUGGAAGAUCAAAUGAGACUGCAAUUCGGAAAACUUUUCGUAGUGUUCACGCGGGUGUCGUGAAGUGGUGUACCACUGAAAUAGUCAUAAUUUAUGGAAAAUUAGUUCCAAAAAAGUAUUUCUCGUAAAGUUCAGCAAUCAGCCCAAGUACCGAUGGAGCAUAAAUCUAAAAACCACAACCAAAUUUAGGAUAAGUUUAUCAUCGUGCACAACACCCCUCCCAUUGGUUCUUGAAAAGACGACACGGCCUGUGUAAAUUAAUUACCCAAACUAAUCAUGAGGCGCAGAAGCACGUUCUCAUCUACGGCAGCAACUUCACCGACCGUGGCGGUUGCAGCGCUAGCAACGCUAUUGUCCCUUUUAUCAUCGUCACCGGUGACGACUCAAAUAUUUGCCUAUCAGUUGCCGACGAUUCGACACAUCGAGGAGCAACCGUCGCAUCAUCUGCAGCAGGACAUAAUGGAUUUCAUCGACCUGGUUCCGUUCGACGACGUGCAAACGUUGAUGCAGUACUACUAUCACUACGACACCGAGGUGGAGAACGCCUUUGAUUAUGUUUCCACCGAAGAUUACUCGCAAAUAAAGCUGGAAAUUAUGAACCUGAGCGAGGUGCAGAGUUUUCGACGGUAUCUGGAUGGCAUCGGUUUCAGCGUGGAGCAGGUCUGGAAGGACCUGUGCCUGCGAUUCGACGUGGAAGAUGUGUUUGUCGAGCCGGAUGAUACAAUACGGAAUUUAAAUCUAACCACCCGGGGACUGAACGGAUUAGUCGAUGACAUAUUAGCACUGCUACCACAGGACGAGAUAAUCCUGCUAUUCUUCGAUAAGCUCGAGACCAGCAACGAUUUCUCCUACUUUUUCGAGCAGAUCGGCAGUGGGGACUUUGAAAAUGUGCUCAAUAUGCUACAGCAAUCAAUUAUGAAGUUCCUCGCGGUAAUUGCAUUUGCUGCUACUGCUGCGGCCCUGAUCUCGACCACAUCCGGAGACGAGCCGAGCCCCCGCUCCCUACAGGAUGACUUCAAUGAAUUUGUCGAACUGCUUCCGUUUGAUGAAAUUGUCGAUGUGAGCAUCAACUACUUGUUAAACGACAAGGACGUCCAGCAGGCGCUUCAGUAUCUCUACGGACCGGAAUUUUCAUCCAUUUGGGAUCAAGUGUUUGCCCUGAAGGAAGUGCGCGAUGUGUUGGACUAUUUGGAGCUGGCGGGAGUUGAGGCGUACGCUUUCUUCAACGAUAUAGCAGCUCUGCUGGGGUUGGGGCAGAUCAAACCGGCAGCGAAAAUUAGCCUACCACCACCGGCCGGAACUCGUGGAUUGAACGAUUUUGUUGAUGAUUUGCUGGCCCUACUUCCAAAGGAUGAGCUGUUUGCCCUAUUCGAGCACAAGCUGGAAACCAGUGCUGAAUUUAGAGCGUUUUUCGAGACAGUGAAAAGCACGGAUUUCCAGAAAUUGUUAGAGUUUGCCAAUAGUUCUACAGAGCUGAAGUCACUAUUUCAGAAACUUCGUGACCAUGGGGUAGAUGUGGACAAGUUCUUCGAUCUUAUCAAAGGAUUCUUUGGAUGGAGUUUUUAAAGAAGUAAGCUUAUUUUUAUUAUUUGUUUUAAGUAAAAUAUGUUUAUCAAGA